This is a messenger RNA of Thecamonas trahens ATCC 50062, 1667 nucleotides long. RefSeq names its product alpha-1,2-mannosyltransferase ALG9. Gene Ontology annotation, molecular function: alpha-1,2-mannosyltransferase activity. Lineage: Eukaryota; Apusomonadida; Apusomonadidae. The coding region runs from base 36 to 1667 and encodes 543 amino acids. Gene Ontology annotation, cellular component: endoplasmic reticulum membrane. Gene Ontology annotation, biological process: protein N-linked glycosylation. The transcript has 2 exons. The record is from RefSeq and is a predicted model, not a curated record.
CUCGUGGCCACAGUACCGAUAGACAAACAGGUGACAUGGGUCGGUACUACCGGGUAUGGAGCCCAAGCAGUGGGACGUUCCGCAAGGCACUGCUUGUGGCGCUUGUGAUGGCUGUCUUCAUGGCACCCAUUCCCGACUGUGACGAGGUGUUCAACUACUGGGAGCCGCUCCACUACCUCAUCCAUGGCACCGGUCUGCAGACAUGGGAGUACGCCUCGCAGUAUGCCCUCCGCUCGUAUGCUUAUCUCCUGGCUCAUGCGCCACCUCUGGCUCUUCCUCUGGUGCUUAAUGCUACUAUUGGCUUGGGAUCGCUCGCUGAUGGCCGUCACUACCCUUCGGCUCCUGUGGCUGACUCGGCAUGGGCUCCCGUCUGGACACGCUCGCUCCCGGGUGAUGCCAACGUCAAGCUCCUGCAGUUCUUUGCCCUCCGCCUGGUUCUUGUCAUUCUUGCCAUAUACGUUUUCUCGGCAUUGUACUAUGUCCUCGCGCAGCGGCUGCGUUUCUCCCACAUUCCGAUCUUUGUCCUCGUCUUUAUGGCCCUCGCCCCGGGCCUCUUCCUCGCUGUCCCGGCCUUUGUUCCCUCAUCAACUGCCAUGGUCGCGCUCACUGCCGCAUACGCCGCGUUUCUGGAUCGCCGCGAGGCGCUAGCGGUGGCGCUUGUCGGUGUCGCCGGCCUUGUUGCCUGGCCCUUUGCCGCUUGGGCCGGCGUUCCCAUCGCGCUGCACAUGAUGUUCCUCGGCCCGUCGCCGCUACCGAUUGUCCGCCGCGUCGUCAAGUUUGUCGGCUUUGCUCUCCUCGCCGGCACCGUGCUCAUCGGCCUCCUUCUUGCCAUUGACUCGUCGUUCUACGGGUCUCCGGUCCUCGCCCCGCUCAACAUUGUGAUGUACAACGUGCUCGCCACCGCUGCCUCUGGCGGCGGCUCGGAGCUCUACGGUACCGAGCCGUGGCACUACUAUAUCCGCAACGGCAUCGUCAACUUUAACCUUGCAUUUGUCCUCGGCCUGCUUGGUCCGUUCCUCACUGUCCUCCCCGGCUGGCUCAGCCACUACAACCUUGUCUGCGGCCCGUCCCCGGCGUUCCGCUCUCGGCUCGCGGCGUACUUGUGGUCGAUCUGGGCCUGGCUCGGCCUCAUGCUCGCCCAGCCGCACAAGGAGGAGCGGUUCCUCUACCCGAUCUAUCCCGCGCUCUGUGUGUCGGCAGCUGUGACGCUUGCCUGCGGCGCAUCGCUCCUCGACAGUGUGCUGGCCAAGUGCAGCGGCGACGGUGACGCCGGCAGCAGCGCCGAUGACGACGACGGCAAGGCUGCGUUUGUCACCCGCGCCUCGCUCACUUCGACGCUGGUGUGGAUGAUCUUGGCGCUCUUUGCCCUGCUCGCUGUCUCGCGGUCGGUGGUGAUGGUGGUGGGCUACGGUGCGCCGCUCGAGGUCUACACCCAUCUUGCCAACACCGAGUUUGAUCCGGCGUUCCGCGCCGCGCUUCCGGUCAACGCCUCGGUCGCCGUCUGCGUCGGCAAAGAGUGGUACCGCUUCCCGUCCCACUUUUUCUUCCCGGACGCCCGUUUCGCGCUCCAUUUUAUCGACGGUGGCUUUGGCGGCCUUCUCCCGCAGGCGUACGCGCCCCUUCUCGGUACGUUGCCGUCGACAACUGUGCCUACGUGGUCGAUCUAG